CGCAGCAGGUCUGAGCAGGCUCUCAGAGCGCGGCUACAGACGGGAGCUAAUAUAAACGUGGUGCCCUUCACUCGGGGCUAUCAGGGGCUAAGAAAACAGCGCUACCUCUGCCACUGACCUCCGGCGCUUCAAAGAGCCAGCGGGACGCGCUGAUCCGUCCCAUGUAGAGCGGCCAGCGGCCAUGGCCACGCUGGAGGGCUGCCGCUGCCGGAGCAACAACAGCAUCCUCUACAGCAUUCUGAAGAGUGACAGCCUGGCGACCACCGAGCAGCAACAGCAACAACACCCCCAACAACAACUGCAACACUUGCUCCACAAGACCCCCCUCCCGUCCACCGCCGCCCCAGCCUCCCUGCAGGAGCUCCGGCAGCAGCCGUGCUCCUGCGGCUCGACGCGCCGCCGAGGCGUCCUGCGCUCCCCGCAGGUGACGUGCAAAGCCGCCUCGGCGGUUCUGGUGAAGACGCUGCGCUUCGUGAAAAACGUGCCCUGCUUCCGCGAGCUGCCGGAGGACGACCAGCUGAUGUUGAUCCGGAGCUGCUGGGCGCCGCUGCUCGUGCUGGGACUCGCGCAGGACCGGGUGGACUUUGAGACCACGGAGACGGUGGAGCCCAGCAUGCUGCAGCGCAUCCUCACCGGAGUGCCGGACCGGCAGAGCGAGGCGCUGGCCGGCCAGAGCAGCAGGGGGGCGGCCGGGGUGUCCGUGGUGGAUAUCGAGGCUAUCAAAGCGUUCCUGAAGAAGUGCUGGAGUGUGGACAUCAGCACGAAGGAGUACGCGUACCUGAAGGGAGCUGUGCUGUUCAACCCAGAUGUGGAGGGUCUGCGCUGCCUCCACUACAUCCAGUCCCUGCGUCGGGAGGCGCACCAGGCUCUGAACGAGCACGUCCGGCUCAUCCACCGCGAGGACACGACGCGCUUCGCCAAACUCCUCAUAGCCCUGUCCAUGCUGAGGGCCAUCAGCCCGCCGGUGGUCGCUCAGCUCUUCUUCAGACCCGUUAUAGGGGCCGUCAACAUCGAGGAGGUGCUCAUGGAGAUGUUCUACGGGAAGUAGGCCACGAUCCAGAGAGCAGUGUGGGGCUGAGGUGGAUCCAGCAGAUCCAGGACUGAUGAUAAAAAUGCUCCGAGCCCUAACUGGGUUUAGGAGGUGAAGGCAGAUGGAGAGGAUGUAUUAGGGACUGAGGUUAAAGAUCGAUGUCGGAGAUCUUCAAGGGACUGUGAAAUGACCAACACAGGCAAGAGAGAGAGAGAGAGAGAGAGAGAGAGAGAGAGAGAGAGAGAGAGAGAGAGAGAGAGAGAGAGAGAGUGUGUGUGUGAGUGCGUGUGUGUGUUCAUGAGAGAAAGACAGAGUGUUGAGAGCAGAAUAUGUCAUAACAGGAAAAACACAAAGCAGCUGCUGGAAUUCAUAACUUAUUUGUUUUUAUAUAAACUAUUUUUCUAUAAUAAAAAAAUACUCCAAAGUGUU
Molecule: messenger RNA, 1459 nt
Organism: Acanthopagrus latus (yellowfin seabream)
Lineage: Eukaryota; Metazoa; Chordata; Actinopteri; Spariformes; Sparidae
Gene: nr0b1
Product: nuclear receptor subfamily 0, group B, member 1
Exons: 2
Coding region: 182-1048 (288 amino acids)
Biological process (GO): negative regulation of transcription by RNA polymerase II
Cellular component (GO): cytoplasm; nucleus
Molecular function (GO): transcription corepressor activity; transcription factor binding
Source: RefSeq, a predicted model, not a curated record